CGGUCGCCCAUCUCCUAACGCUGUAAUAAAGUGGGGGUAAGGCAUCGGGCGGACGUCCACGGAGGUGCUGCCCAGACGAAUGAAGGACUCAGCCCCCGUCUCCGUUCGCUGAGCUCGCUGGUCGAUUGGUCAUUUUCCCGCCUUAGUCUGGUACUGAUUGGUACUGUUGGUGCUGUGCUGUUUUUCGCGCGUAUCCAUCCCUCGCACUCCCAUCAAUCAGCCGACAUUGCGCGCCAUUUCUUAUCCCCCCGUUCAGUCGACUAAUCAAUCACCAGUUCCCGCCACGUUGUGCCUCACAUCAUCAAUCAGUCGAUCAAUCAAUUCAAUAAUCUACUAUUCCUCCUUCCCCCCCGGCGCGUUGAGGGUCUGCCAUCCUCCUUGUGCCCAACCCAUCGAAGCUGCGCGGGGAAAGAUCGGCUGUCGUCGUCCAGCUUGGCGCGCAGCAGGAGUGGUCCCAAUCGCGAUCGCGAUCCCGAUCGCAGCUGCCACCUGCAGUAGGAGGUGGACAACGCCCUAAGGGACAGGGAGGGGGGGGUCCAACAAGGAGAAGAGGAGUAGGGGAAGAAGAAGAUGCCACCGAAAGGCGCGCCAGCCAAAGGAGCAGGCAAGGAGAAGAAGGCAGAUAUCGCGAAGAAGCAGAAGUUGGUGGAAGACAAGACAUUCGGUCUCAAGAACAAGAACAAGAGCUCAAAGGUCCAAAAGUAUGUACAAAGCGUGGCCCAGGCUGCAAGCGCUCCGCGGAAGAGAACAGAAGCAGAGGACCACAAAACUGCCCAGCGAAAGAAGAAAGAGGAGGAAGCUGCCCGCGAGAAGGAGCUGAAUGAGUUGUUCAAGGUUGCGAUCAGUCAGCCCAAGGUUCCAGUCGGUGUUGAUCCGAAGUCGAUUUUGUGCGAAUUCUUCAGAAGGGGUCAAUGCACAAAAGGCUUCAAGUGCAAAUUUUCGCAUGAUUUAAAUGUCGAGAGAAAGGGCGAGAAGAUCGACUUGUACAGCGAUCAGCGAGAUGUCCCGCAAGAGGAGUCUAUGGAAGAUUGGGACCAGGAGAAGCUCGAGGAUGUGGUUGCAACGAAAGGACAGGAGUAUGCCAAUCAGAACAAGGGGACAACCAUUGUUUGCAAGUAUUUCUUGGAGGCAGUGGAGAAGAAGCAGUAUGGGUGGUUCUGGGUGUGUCCCAACGGUGGAAAGGACUGUCAGUAUAGACAUGCCUUGCCGCCGGGGUACGUCCUCAAGUCACAGAUGAAGGCCCUCCUGGAGGAAGAAGGGGACAAGCUGCCAGUGGAAGAUGAGAUUGAGACUGCGAGGCAUAAACUGCCAGCAAGCACACCAUUGACUGGAGAGCUGUUUGCUGAGUGGAAGAGGAAGAAAAAGGAGAAGAAGGAUGCAGAAAAUGCGGAGAAACAGGCAGAAAGGGCGAAGGCGGAUCGCAUGAGUGGUCGCGAACUCUUCUUGUCCGAUGCUACGCUAUUUGUUGACGACGCUGAGGCCUGUGACGAGUACGAGAGAGAAGAGGAGCAAGCUACACCAGCAGAGCCAUCCUCUGCAGCGCGGGCGUCAGAGGGGGGUGCCAAUGAACGUCCGAAUGCUGGUGAGAAGUUGGAAAUCACUGACGAGGAUGCAGCUCUGCUUGCGGAAGAUGACGAUGACUUGUCACCGGAGGAGCUUGCGGAACUAGAGAGAGGAAUUGCGCAAACAUCUUUGCAGGACACGUAGACGACACAUACGCACUCUGCGGAAUUGGAGAGUAAUGUGAAGUUUCCCUGAAUACUACGAGUUUAUGGCGAACUAGUUGGGAGAGUAAUGUGAACGUUGUGUGCAAUGCAGAUCUGGUGGAGCCGAUUCCGAAGCCUGAAGGCUUCAAGGUUGUCUCUUAAGAUGAUGAUUUGCUGUGUGUCAUUGUUGUUGUGUCUGUUAUGUGUUGUUGUGUGCUCCUUUUUUGAUGAAACACUUGCCCUUGUGGACUGGUAUGACCCCCAAAUUUGCACCUGUAUAUUGUGCGCUUGGCCCUACUGGUUUCAGUGCAGCGGUUGAGUUGCCCCUGUUAUUGCAUUCUCCGCGUUCAAACCUGGUUGUCGGCUACUUGAUGCUUAUGUUGGUAUUGCAUCUCUGCCCCUGUGCUAUUGCUCUGCAUGCAUGGAUGCUUGCCCCUGUGCUCUUAAGACCCCUUGAUUGCAUCUGCUGCUAUGUUCUUGAUCCUGUUUGUCUGAAUUUUUUUUUUUUUUUUUUUUUGUCUGAAAGAACUUGGCGUGCAGGUUCUUCCAAAUUUGAAACACGAUAAUCAGUCUCCGUCUCUCUUCUCCGACUGAAUGAAGAAAAAACACACGCCAUUCAUCGUGUGACCGUGCUGCAGUUUUGCCUGGUGUCAGGGCAUAUUCACAGUAGUACUUUCCUUGAAUGUAUAUGACUGCGAUUACGGCCAGACCUGGAUGAAGAAUCUGACCGGAAUCACGUCCAGAGCUUAGCAAAAGAAGUCGUAGUGCGAGUAUGCCUUCAGUUGAGCACCAUGUUGUUCUAUGAUCGUUAGAGACCAUCCAUCCUUUGACGGCGGACCGCUGUUUCUGGUUUCUGUGCAGCAUGGCGGACCGUUUUGUCUGCUUUCUGUACAGCACCAUUCCUUUUUUUCUUUCUUCCUUUUCCCCUCUCUGAUCCGUCUUUCUCCUCUCUCUCCCAAAGUAUUUCUCUUGAUUGAUGAAUGUUUGUAGUCAAGAUGCUGGGCAAGGGGAACCAUGGAUGAAGGCGUUUGAAUGACCAUGGGUCCAUGCCGGGAGGUGGUCCCCACGGUGGGCCACAUGUUUGAUGCAUGCAUGACUUUCUCUGGUAACAAGGGUCCAUGUUGGGAGGUGGUCCCCCAGGGGGGGGAGUCGAAAAAAGUUUUGAAUGGACUCGAAAAAGGUGGUUGAAUUGCCAGUACGGCGGGGCCCAAAUUGCAGAGCGUAAAGUUUUUUGCACCCGAACAAAUACAGCCGUUCGAA
This is a messenger RNA of Chara braunii, 2966 nucleotides long. The record is from the annotation of a GenBank genome assembly. NCBI's taxonomy places the organism in Eukaryota, Viridiplantae, Streptophyta, Charophyceae, Charales, Characeae.